AUGGCCUGCAGCUUAGGCAUGGUGAUGAGUGCCUUGUUUUGGUCUGUAGCCAUCGUUUAUUUGACUCUUAUUGGCCGAGCCAGUGGAGACUGCUGGUUAAUCGAGGGUGAGAAGGGCUUUGUAUGGCUUGCAAUUUGUAGCCAAAACCAACCACCUUAUGAGGCCAUCCCACAGCAUAUCAACAGCACCAUUGUGGACCUUCGUCUGAAUGAGAACAAGAUCAAAAGUAUCCAGUAUUCUGCUCUCAGUCGCUUUGCCAACUUGACGUACCUGAACCUGACCAAGAAUGAAAUCUCUUACAUAGAGGACGGAGCCUUUUCUGCUCAGUUCAACUUACAAGUCCUUCAAAUGGGCUUCAACAAGCUGCGGAAUCUGACAGAGGGGAUCCUCCGGGGUUUGGGAAAGCUGCAGUACCUCUACCUCCAGGCAAACCUGAUUGAGACUCGUCAACAAGACGAGAAGCACAAAAAAUCAGGCAGUCUGAAGAAGAAUAUAAUGGAACUGAAAUAUGGUCAAGAACUGGAAGGUGGGACUAUGUCUCGGAUGUCACAGAAGCAGUUGCUGGCUGGGGAGAGCAUGGCACGUAUGCCAUACUUACCAUCUGCCAGUGAGAUGGACCAGUACAAAUUUCAGGAGAUAAGUGAUACUCCUAAAAUGAUUAAGGGAAAUUAUAUGGACGUGCGAAGUAUGGACCAUCAUGAGCGCAGGGAGUGUGACAUGGGAAUGCCUGGAAAUAGUCAGGGUUCUGUGGCAGAGAUUUCCACCAUUGCAAAAGAGGUGGACAAAGUAAAUCAAAUAAUUAACAACUGCAUAGAUGCUUUAAAGACAGAAUCCACCUCUUUUCAAGGGGUUAAAUCGGGAGCAGUCUCCACUGCAGAACCCCAGCUUGUACUAAUAUCAGAGCACCCACAGAAUAAAUCUUCCCUUCUGUCUCCAGUGUAUAAGGACAGCUACCACCACUCUUUGCAGAGGCAUCGGAGCACUGAUGUCUCACCAAAGAGGCCCAGCACUGCCACAGGAGGACCCAUGCGAAGCCCCAGGCCUUAUCGCUCAGAAUCCAAAUACAUAGAGAAAACUUCCCCCACUGGAGAGACCAUCCUCACUGUAACGCCCGCUGCCGCCAUCCUUAGGGCCGAGGCAGAAAAGAUCCGUCAGUAUAGUGACCACCGGCACUCAUAUCCCGACCCUCAAAUAGAGGAACUGGAAGGACCUGAAAGCCACAAGCUGUUGGAGCCUCUCACCCAUUCCCGCUCCAGAGACUUAGCAUAUUCCCAAAUACCAUCUCAAUAUCACAAUCUAAGCUAUUCCUCCAGUCCUGAGUACUACUGUAAGCCUUCACAUAGUAUCUGGGAGCGAUUCAAACUCCACCGGAAGCGGCAUAAAGAUGAGGAGUACAUGGCCGCCGGCCACGCCCUACGUAAAAAAGUCCAAUUUGCAAAGGAUGAGGACCUGCAUGAUAUUUUAGACUACUGGAAAGGUGUUUCAGCCCAGAAUAAAUCAUAA
Messenger RNA from Menidia menidia (Atlantic silverside), 1503 nucleotides. The record is from the annotation of a GenBank genome assembly. Lineage: Eukaryota; Metazoa; Chordata; Actinopteri; Atheriniformes; Atherinopsidae.